CCUUCAGCAAUCUCUAGGCUGACUGAAAGAUAGAUAUGAAGGUUAAAUGCCUUUGCUAGCUGCGUUUGUCAUUUGGUUCACCAUUGUCUAUAGUGCUUAUUUUAACAUGUAAAACGAGGUUCAUUUUCAAUGGGCACUGAAUAGCUCAAAUUGGUUGAUGGAAUUUGUCUGCUACCAGCAUUUUGUCCGAUUAAGAACGGUUUUCUUGUGCUAUUCUUAGAAAUCAACUCGGUGCAAACAAACGUCAUGGUUUGACAGUAUGGCCUGGGAAACUGACCUGAACGUUUAUUUUGUUUUCGAAUAAUAUAACCUACUUUCAGCUGACAGCAUCAAGCCAAAGGAACUGAGGAUUGUUUUCACCCGGAAGAAGACCCGCGAGGACAUGGGUGGCAAAGUCAGUAGCACAAUGGCUGCAGUUGGAAGGGUGGUACAGGUACGCUUGUCAAACUUGGAUAUUUGUCGCUCUGCAACAACACUUGUAACUCAAGCUGUGAAACCUCAUGCUCCUCUAAUGAAGUUUCCCAGCAGAGAGGGGGUCCCCAGGCUGAGUGUCCAAGAGACUCUUAAAACAUUAGCAGUCGGCUCUCCUAGUUCACCUCCAGUUGUAGCACCGCCGCUGUUAUCGAGACCCCCCAGACCUGUCACUCUACUCUCUGGAACCCCAGACAGUGUGGCCACAGUUAAGGAACUCCCCCAGAGAUACCGCAGGAGGGCAUUGGAAACAGACGAGAUGGACUAUAUUCAGCGUGGUGGACCAGAGUGAUGUUAAGUCCUUACCUGUGGAAAUCAGUUUGUGUUUUUGCCUAAUUUUGUUCCCCAACAAGAGAGGACCUGCUGCCACACCUCAGACACAGAAUAAUACUAUAAUAACUGAAACUGUACAAAUAAAGUAUAUUUUUAAAGAUGA
This is a messenger RNA of Oncorhynchus tshawytscha (Chinook salmon), 907 nucleotides long. Its product is annotated as 28S ribosomal protein S36, mitochondrial. The coding region runs from base 383 to 763 and encodes 126 amino acids. Gene Ontology annotation, biological process: 2-oxoglutarate metabolic process. NCBI's taxonomy places the organism in Eukaryota, Metazoa, Chordata, Actinopteri, Salmoniformes, Salmonidae. The transcript has 5 exons. The record is from RefSeq and is a predicted model, not a curated record.